Molecule: messenger RNA, 243 nt
Organism: Arctia plantaginis
Lineage: Eukaryota; Metazoa; Arthropoda; Insecta; Lepidoptera; Erebidae
Source: the annotation of a GenBank genome assembly
AUGAUUAUGUCAUAUGAAGUGUUUGCUACUUUUGGGAUAUCUGCUAUCCUGUCCUUCACUCUAUCGAUGGUGUUACUGCUGAUUGUGGCAGCCAAGCGUGGUGUGUUCCGUGUGGGUGCAGGCUCAAAGAAAGUCGAAUACCAUAACCCAUUAUUAGUUUCUGCGAUACCACCAUUGACACCGAAAAUCAUUGAGAUGACGCCAUUAAAAGAACCAACAUUAGAGAAAGUUGGUGGAAGCUAA